Rhodotorula toruloides NP11 is the source of this 573-nucleotide messenger RNA. RefSeq lists its product as uncharacterized. Lineage: Eukaryota; Fungi; Basidiomycota; Microbotryomycetes; Sporidiobolales; Sporidiobolaceae. The coding region runs from base 1 to 573 and encodes 190 amino acids. The record is from RefSeq and is a predicted model, not a curated record. The transcript has 3 exons.
AUGGCGCACAAAAGAGCGCCGGUGCACGCCGACCAAGACCGCCAACUUGCCCGCGAGGAAAAGCAUCACCUCAGGAGGGAGAGGCGGGAGCGGAGCUACGACAAGUUCCGCCUGGGCCUGCUUAGCUCAUUCCGGCGCAGUGACUACGAGAACACAAGGGAACUCCUCGAGGGCGUUCUGCAGAGGGCGCUCACCCGCCGGUGGUGGGUUCACCUCGAACGCGAGCAGCGACGUGCGGUAUGGAUGUGGAUGAUUGACCUGCACAAGGCGAUGGGGAAGCUGUACGAGGGAGACUUAAUCAGCGUCAGACCUGCGCCAGAGCUGGAGAUACAGGAAGGCAGCAAGUACGCCGAUGAGCAGCGCAAAGCCAACAAGACUCUGCAUGUACUGGCUCUCUCGAUACGCAACUCGAUGGUCCUCGACAACCACAACUCGGCAACGUCUCAGGACCGCGGCCCCUGGUGGUCAUUGCCCAAGCCCUCGACGACCCAGAACUUUCGCCAGAUCGGGCGCAGGGCGGCGAGACGGUACGGAACAACGAAGGAGGCCUGGGAGGCGGGCGAGGCGUUCUGA